This is a messenger RNA of Rubroshorea leprosula, 4355 nucleotides long. Lineage: Eukaryota; Viridiplantae; Streptophyta; Magnoliopsida; Malvales; Dipterocarpaceae. The record is from the annotation of a GenBank genome assembly.
AACCAUUUCUUUUCUUCAAGUUAUGCAUCCGCAAUGGGCUGACCUUCUCCUGAGUCCCAUCAUCAAUACCACAAUUUCAAAGUUGAUUUCCAUUGCUGCUGAGCAAAUCAGCCUUGCUGUCGGCUGGAAGAAGGAGCUUGAAACGCUUCAGAACAAACUGCGCAUGAUCAAGGAUGUGUUGCUGGACGCAGAGGAGAGACAUGUGCGAGACCGUGCUGUGAAGGGUUGGCUUGAGAAGCUCAGGGAUGUGGUUUGUGAAGCUGAUGAUGUACUGGAUGAGGUUGCUUACGAGAGUGAGAAGUGCAAGGUGGAGAAUCAAAACCAAAAGCUGAAAAAGGUGCAUAAAUUCUUUACCUCCAAUCCCUUGCUAUUUCGUAGUGAGAUUGCUGGGAAGAUUAGGAAAACUAUUGCAUCGGUAGAAGCUAUUAAUAAUGAAGCGAGAGAGUUUGGACUCCAAAAUAGACUUGCUGGCACAGUGGUUUCUGAGCAUAGAAGAAACGCACAGACCCAUUCCACUAUUGGUGAUUUAUCAGAGGUUGUGGGGAGAGAGGAUGAUAUCUCCAAAAUAGUGCACCUCCUAACUGACUCAUCUAAUGAGUUACGCCUUUGUGUAUUCUCUUUAGUGGGUAUGCCAGGUCUUGGUAAAACCACUUUAGCACAAGCAGUGCGUAAUGACGAGCGAAUCAAAAACUAUUUUGGUAAAAUAAUGUGGGUUUGUGUGUCGGAUAAUUUUGAAGUAGAGAAGAUUUUAACAGAAAUGUUGGAGUCUCUUACUGGGAAUUCUUGUACAAUAAAAAACAAAGACACUGUGAUUCAAAAAAUAAGAGAAACCAUGGGGGAGAACAACUUUCUUCUGGUACUGGAUGAUAUGUGGGAUGAAAAGAGUCAUGGGAAAUUUGAAGACUUGAGAAAUUGUUUGCUUGGGAUAUGUAAAAACUCAAGGAAUAGAGUUAUUGUGACAACGCGAGAUGAAAGGGUUGCAUUGAAAAUGAGAAUGCAUCAUGAACACAUGCAUCGUCUUGGGAAACUACAAGAUGCUGACUGCUGGUCUAUUAUCAAGAACAGAGUAUUUGGAAAUGCUUCUAUACCUCCAGAAUUGAAGAACGUCGGAUGGGAUAUUGCUCAAUUAUGUGGAGGUGUGCCAUUAGUUGCAAGGGUUAUAAGAGGCAUUUUGUGUACAGAAAGGUUGGACAGAGUUACGUGGUUGUCAAUUAAAAGGAAGAUUGAGGCACUGGGUCCACUUGAACAUGAUGUAGAAAGCACAGAUUUUCUUAUGGAAAAAGAGAUGUUGAUUCAGCUUUGGAUGGCCAUGGGAUUUCUUCAAUCUACUGAAGAAAGUCUUAUGACAAUGGAAGAUAUCGUAACAACAAAUUUAAGAGAUAUUGCUCCAAAGUUGCACACUUUGUUUUUAAAGGGUGAUUUUUCCAAUGAUAUGAAGAUGGAUCUUAGAAGUUUACGAGUUUUGAGUUUUGUUGAUUCUGUUGAUACUGAACAAUUGCCACCAUGUUUUGGCAACAUGAAGAAUAUGAGGUAUUUAGAUAUUUCAAGAACUCGGAUAACAAAACUGCCAAAGUUCAUCCCCAAGCUAUACAAAUUGCAAACAUUUAGAUUCAUGGCUUGCAGAUCUCUAGAAAUGCCUCCUGAAGGAAUUGGAAGUUUAAUCAACUUGAGGCAUAUAUACUUUAGUGAUGAAGAACAGAUGCCCGCAAACAUUGGGAAACUAACGUGUCUUCAAACAUUGCCAAAGUUCUUUGUAGGCACAACAAAGGGACGCAAAAUUGAAGAAUUGGGCAACUUGAGAUGGCUCAGAGGAAGUUUGAAGAUCUGUAAUCUUGAGCAUGUUAAGGACAAAUCAGAAGCUAUGGGAGCAAAGUUAACUGAGAAGACAAUUUUUGAGUUGAGAUUAAGAUGGGGAAAAGAAAGCAAUCAAGAUGAAGAUGUUUUGGAAGGUCUUCAACCACACUCAGAUCUGCAAGUAUUAGAAAUUGAUGGUUAUGGAGGCAAAAACUGGUCAUCAUGGAUGUCAAAGAAUGUUUUGAAUUGUGAUAUGUUUUUGCUCAAGAAUUUGGCAAAAUUGAGAAUUGUGCAGUGCAAAAAGUUAGAAAGUAUUCCAGUAAUAACAGGAUUUUCAUCUCUUCAGAUGCUUUCCAUUUCAAACUGUACUGAAUUGAGUACUAUAGCCGAGGGAGCAUUUGCUAAAUUGGCAUCCCUCAAAGAAUUACACAUAUCCAAUUGUCCCAAGUUGGAAAGGGUUUCAUCAAAUGGUUUAAUAUUGCCUCAGUCACUCUUAAUUCCAGAUUGCAGAGAGUUGAAUAGCCUAUCAACCGCCACAUGUCUAAAAGUUCUAAAUUUGCGUGGCUGUAAAAAUCUAAGGUCUAUUCCAAAUCUAUGGGGGCUUAGUUCUCUUGAAAAGGUAAUAUUUAAGCGUUGUGGAUUAGAGCAUCUACCCAGCGGACUAUCAUCUUGCAUCGCUCUUAAGAAAUUGAAAAUAUCGAAAUGCCAUAGCCUGAUCUCCAUUCCAGAAGAAUUGAAGGAAAUACAUUCUUUGGUUGAUUUGCGGAUUCAAUGGUGUUCAAAACUGAGGAGCAUCCCAGAAAAUACCCUCAAUUCCCUUACCAGCUUGAAGACAUUGAUUAUUGGUGGUUUCUCAGAAGAAUUGGAGGAAUUUCCUGGUCUCAGUGCCAUCCACAGCCUCCAAGCCUCCCUUGAACGCUUGGAUUUGAUUGGAUGGGAAAAACUAACUGAGUUUCCACAUCAAAUUCAAAACCUAAACCUUACUGCCCUAAAAUGGGUGACAAUAGCAGAUUUCAGGGAAGUGGAGACAUUACCGACUUGGUUCGGAAACUUAUCCUCUCUUAAAUCACUAUGUAUUUGGGAAUGCCUUCGAUUAAAGUAUCUACCAAGUGGGCUAUCAUUCUUCACUACUCUCGAGUGGCUUGGGAUAUACAGAUGUCCUAAUCUGGUCUCUGCUAACUUAGAGGAGAUCCUCAGCAGCCUUGCUUGCUUGAAGACAUUAUGGAUCGGUCCUUUCCCAGAAGAGUUGGAGGAAUUCCCAUGUCUGAGUUCCAUUCACAACCUCAGCACUUCCCUCGAAGAAUUGCGUUUGUGUGGUUGGGCAAAGCUAAUUCAGUUGCCACAUCAAAUUCAACACCUCACAGCUCUAAGGAUUUUGUUUAUAUUUUAUUUCCAUGGAGUAAAAGCUUUGCCAGAGUGGUUGGGAAACCUGUCAUCUCUUCAAGAUCUGUGCAUUGAGAAGUGUGAGAAUCUGAAACAUCUCCCUUCUGCAGAAUCCAUUCGACGCCUCUCCAAAUUGAAAUUCCUUAAGAUUUCGAAAUGCCCUGAGUUAGAGACAACAUGUCACAAGGAAGGCGGUUCAGAGUGGUACAAGAUUUCUCACAUUCCAACCAUCAGAAUAAAUGGAGAGGACAUAUAAUCACAAGAUUCAAGUUUCCAAGAGGCAAAUGGUUUUUACAUAUUAAUUAGAAGUUUCCUUUGUUUUUCUACAUAUAUAUAUAUAUAUAUAUAUUUACCUUAUUCCAUUUCUUUUACUUUAUGUGUAGCUGAAGAAUAGAUAAUCGGUUGAUUGGGAGGAAGAUUUCUAGAAUUCAGAAAUGAACUCCAAUGACAAGAACCUAUUAGCUUCUAGCUUUUGAGAGUUGCAUUACAGUAACAGCACAGGGGGAUUUCAUUUUUGGUUGGGCAGCGGAAAGUUGUAAGAGGCGAUCUUCAUCCAAUAAGUUGGGCAAUGGCUCACGAAUGGUAGAAAAGUGGCUUCACCAUGGGAAACUCAUUCUAGAUGUUCUUGGAGGUGCUCAAUUUUAAUCCAUAGGAAAGAUUCCUUGUAUCUUUCAUGUGUGUUCAUUAAACGAAAAUUAUUGCAGUGAUCUUAAUUCACUUUAUGCAUUAAGGGACGGACUUACAGGGAUUACUGCAGCAAGAGGCAAUUUAAGAGGGGUGUUCUUGUUCUUUAGUUUAUAUGAACAUAUCUCUCCAACUAUUACUGUAUCACCUUCUUUUACACCAAGCUUCAUAGGAGAACGAUGUGUUGGAACCUUUUCUGAGAAUCCAUAUAUCUGGUUCAAAAGAAUUACACAGGUUAUAUCAAAAGUUGUAAAAGGGAAGUUCAAUAUGAGCCAGAAAAACUUCCUAAUUAAGUAUAUUAGAGCAACUGAGCCAGCAUAAGUUGCCGUUCGGUGGUACUUUGAACUGAGGCUUUGUAACUCAAGUACUCCUAAGAUUACAUUUAUAAGUUGGUUUCUCCCUCCCUAUCUGUGAUUCACAAAGGAAGUUAGUGCUUAGAAUUGCAGGGAUCAAAACCCUUGACCUUGACCCCAAAAUCAAGGUUUUUGAAGUUA